Messenger RNA from Entelurus aequoreus (snake pipefish), 9829 nucleotides. Its product is annotated as sortilin-related receptor-like. Gene Ontology annotation, molecular function: protein binding. The record is from RefSeq and is a predicted model, not a curated record. The transcript is spliced from 48 exons. Lineage: Eukaryota; Metazoa; Chordata; Actinopteri; Syngnathiformes; Syngnathidae. The coding region runs from base 1 to 6705 and encodes 2234 amino acids. Gene Ontology annotation, cellular component: Golgi apparatus; membrane. Gene Ontology annotation, biological process: protein targeting to lysosome; protein retention in Golgi apparatus; post-Golgi vesicle-mediated transport.
AUGGCGUUGCCACAAGCAGGCAGGAUGAUGUAUCCUCCGCAGUGUUCGCUGUACCUCAUUUUAUUCUGGCUUGGAGGAAUACAUUCGUCGACGCUUCACCUUCACCAUGGGGAGCGCGACGUACCGCCGCAACAAAAAGGAUAUUUUACCAUAGACGCAAAUAUGGAUUUAGCAGACGCGGAUCGAGGGGGCAACGCGGCUCCUGCGCUCCGACUGGCCGCUAUUGGUGCUGCUGAAGGCGGGUCGGACUACGGCGCCCCUCCGCCACAUCGAAGCCGCCGGAGCAGCAGUAAAUCCACCAUGCCGAAGGUGUACGGACAGGCCAGCCUGAAUGACUCUCAUAACCAGAUGGUUGUCCACUGGGCUGGAGAAAAGAGCAAUGUCAUUGUGGCAUUGGCCCGAGACAGCGCAGGAGCCCCAGGACCCAGAACCAGCUCGGUUUACAUGUCCUACAACUAUGGGUUCACCUUCACACUUGUCUCAGGGAAAUUCCAGCUGUCUGAGGCCAAGGCAAAGGAUGGUAGCGCUCAGAGCAUCUCUCAAUUUUACCACAGCCCCGCAGACAACAAGAGGUACCUCUUCACAGACUCCAUCAAUAAUUACCUGUGGAGCACCUUUGAUUUCUGCAAAAGUGUGCAAGGGUUCUCCCUCCCAUUCAAACCAACAGACAUGUUGCUUCACAGCACAAUACCCAACCUGGUCCUUGGCUAUGACAGUUCUCACCCAAACAAACAGCUGUGGAAGUCGGACGACUUUGGUGAGACAUGGGUGCUGAUCCAGGAGCAUGUGAAGACUUACUUUUGGGGUGUGGAGCCUUACGACACCCCCACUACUGUGCUGGUCCAGAGGCAUGAGCCCCAGGAUGUCUUCACUAUACUCAGCAGUACGGACUUCUUCCAGACUGAACAGAACCGGAAAGUGAUUCUGGAGCAGGUUGACAGCUUCCAGCUCAGGGACAAAUACAUUUUUGCCACCAUCACAAAGAAGCUGCUUGGUAGCCGUGAACCUUUAUCUGUUCAGCUCUGGGUCUCUUACGACCGCCAACCAAUGAAAGCUGCCCAAUUUAUGACCCGCCAUCCAAUCAUGGAGUACUACAUUGCUGAUGCUUCUGAGGAUCAAGUGUUUGUGUGUGUGAACCAUUCCAACAAUGUCACACACCUGUACAUCUCAGACACACAGGGUCUCUCCUUUUCACUGUCAUUGGAGAAUGUUCUGUAUUACAGUCCUGAAGGCUCUGGAAGUAACACACUCAUCAGAUACUUUGCUAAUGAGCCCUUUGCUGACCUGCAUCGCGUGGAGGGACUCAGAGGAGUCUUCAUCGCCACACUUAUUAACGGGUCCGUCAGUGAAAACAACAUGCGGUCGGUCAUCACUUUCGACAAAGGAGGGACGUGGGAAUUGCUUCAACCCCCCACGGCCGACAGUCUGGGAGGAACUGUAGACUGCCAGCUCAGCAAAGGUUGCUCUCUCCAUCUGGCCCAGCGCUGGAGCCAACUAUUAAACAUACAGCUGAGAAGGAUACCCAUUUUAUCUAAAGAGUCUUCACCCGGGCUCAUCAUGGCCACAGGUUCGAUUGGCAGGAACCUGGCCAACAAACCCAAUGUGUAUGUGUCGAGUAGCGCUGGAGCCCGAUGGAGAGAGACCCUGGCAGGCCCUCAUUUCUACACAUGGGGAGACCAUGGAGGUAUCCUUGUGGCUAUCGCUCAAGGUGGAGCCACAACACACCUCAAGUUUAGCACCAACGAGGGCGAGACCUGGACCGACUUUCAGUUUUCAGACAAAGAAGUGUACAUUUACCAGUUGCUGACUGAGCCUGGUGAGAAAAGCACCAUCUUCACCAUCUUUGGGUCCUACGCCCACCAAAAGCACAGCUGGCUCAUUCUGCAAGUCAACACCUCUGACGUUCUUGGUGUUCCUUGUUCUGAGGCUGACUACAAGCACUGGUCACCAUCAGAUGAACAUGGUAAUGAGUGUCUCUUGGGCAGAGAGAUAACGUUUAAAAGACGAACACCUCACGCCACAUGUUUCAAUGGCGAGGAUUUUGACCGGCCUGUCACCAUGUACAACUGCUCCUGCUCCCGCCAGGACUUUGAAUGUGACUACGGCUUUAAGCUGAGUGAAGACUUCUCUCUGCAAGUGUGUGUGCCUGAUCCCGAGUUCUCAGGUGACCUUUAUGCUUCUCCUGUACCGUGUCCUGUUGGAACCACAUACCGCCGCAGCAAAGGAUACAGAAAGGUACCAGGUGACAGUUGCAGUGGAGGAGAUGUGGAAGCCAGACUGGAGGGAGAGAUGCUACCGUGUCCAGUUGGAGAGAGUAAUGAGUUCAUACUGUAUGCUCUGAGGAACUCAAUCCAUCGCUAUGAGCUGGCCACUGGCAAUGACCAGGCCCUCCCACUGCUUGGUCUAAAGGAGGCUGUAGCUCUGGACUUCGACUAUGACAGGAACUGCAUCUACUGGGCUGACAUCUUGCUAAAUACCAUACAGCGUCUCUGUAUGAAUGGCAGUACCGGUCAAGAGAUUAUAGUUAAGGAAGACCUGAUGGAUGUAGAGGCCUUGGUGUUUGACCCCAUCAGCAGAUUGCUUUACUGGGUUGAUGCUGGGGAAAAGAAAAUUGAGGUUUCCAAUCCUGACGGGGACUGGCGCCACACCCUUCUUAAUGACUCCAUUCUGGAACAUCCACGAGCUCUUGUUUUACUGCCUGAAGAAGGUCUGAUGUUUUGGACCGACUGGGGAGACACAGCAGCAGGUAUUUACCGGAGCCACAUGGACGGAACCAAUGUUUCCUCCAUCGCGUCAGAAGGGGUCCGCUGGCCCAAUGGGAUCACAGCUGAUGAUCACUGGCUGUACUGGACUGAAGCCUUCAGUGACCGCAUCGAAAGGGCUGACUUCAAUGGGGGCCAGCGGACAAUUCAAAUUGAAGGCUUGCCACACCCUUAUGCAAUUGCCGUCUUCAAGAAUGACUUGUAUUGGGAUGACUGGUCCAGAAUGGGAAUUUUCAAAGCUCCUAAAACUGGUUCUACGAGUAAUGAGCUAAUUAUUGGCAGACUGACCGGUGUUAUGGACCUUAAGAUUUUUUAUAAUGGCAAGAACAAAGGUCAUAAUGCCUGUGCUGACCAGCCAUGCAGCCUGCUGUGCCUGCCUCAGCCUGGCCAUAGGCACACCUGCAUUUGCCCAGAAGGUUCCCCAACUACAACCACAUCCGACGGACAGCUGCAAUGCCAAUGUCCCACUCGAUACCAGCUCCAAAACACCACAUGUGUUAAGACUGAACUCAGCUGUUCUGCAAACCAGUACCGCUGCACAAAUGGCCGUUGCAUCAGCAAUAUCUGGAAAUGUGACAGCGACAACGAUUGCGGAGAUAUGAGUGAUGAACAGGAGUGUCCGACAACAACUUGUGACCCGUCCAACCAGUUUCGCUGCAUAUCGUCUGGUUCCUGUAUUCCCUUGGCCUUCUACUGUGACCACGAAGACGACUGUGGAGACAACAGUGAUGAAAAACACUGUGAGUCUCACAAGUGCGGUGAUGGGGAGUUUACAUGUGCACGGGGUGUUUGCAUCCGUGAGGCCUGGCGCUGUGAUGGAGACAAUGACUGUAGAGACUGGUCAGACGAGACUAACUGCACAGUCGGCCACCAUACAUGUGAAUCCAGUAGUUUCCAGUGCCACACAGGGCAUUGCAUACCACAGCGCUGGACGUGUGACGGUGACAAUGACUGCCAGGACAACUCAGAUGAAGACCCUCAUUACUGUGAAGGAACUCGAUGCAAAGGCUUCCUCUGCUCCAAUGACACAUGCCUGCCUGUCACUGCACACUGUAACGGCAUUCGGGACUGUUCAGACGGCGCUGACGAGGAAAAUUGUGACCCCUUAUGUACUCGCUACAUGGAGUUUGUAUGCAAGAACCGAGCCCAGUGUCUGUUUCCGUCCCUGGUAUGUGACGGUGUCAAACACUGUGAAGACGGGUCUGAUGAGGAUGCGGAAUAUGCCAGAUGUGCCACUCCAACAGAGUUUGGCAAUGUGUGUGACACAUACACCUUCCAGUGUGCCAAUGGAGUUUGUGUGAGCCUAGAGUGGAAAUGUGAUGGAAUGGACGACUGUGGUGACUACUCUGAUGAAGCCAACUGCGCUGCCCCUACUGAGGUCCCUGGCUGUUCCAGGUAUUUCCAGUUUGAGUGUAAAAAUGAACGCUGCAUUCCGACGUGGUGGAAGUGUGACGGAGAGAACGACUGUGGAGAUUGGUCUGACGAGUCCGAGUGUACAGGUGGAGAAAGUCCUCACACAGUGGCCCCUGCUCCUUCAAGCUGCGCCCCCAACCGCUUCCACUGUGGCACUGGAGCUUGUAUCAUCAACACAUGGGUGUGUGACGGUUAUGCGGACUGUCCCGAUGGCAGUGAUGAGCUGGGAUGUCCGACAGUCAAUGGCUCUGUGACACAGACUCCAGUUUUCACCAAGGCCCCCUCCUCCUCUGGUCGUUGCACUUUGGGUCAGUUUCUGUGUCGCCGUCCGCCUCGCUGUAUCCCUUCUUGGCAGCGCUGUGAUGGUCAGGUCCACUGUCAGGAUGGCUCUGAUGAAUACCAGUGCCCUACUCACAAGCCGCUGUUUUGCGAAAAUGGAACCCUCUGUGUUGAUGGGGAAGCCUGUCUGAUGGUCCAAGAUCGAUGUGACGGAUUUCUGGACUGUUCGGACCACAGCGAUGAGGACAACUGCACCCAGGAUACCUUGGCUUAUAAAGUCCAAAACCUUCGAUGGACUCCAGACUUCAUGGGUGCCAUUACUCUAACAUGGUCUCAUGCGAAAAAUGUUCCCCUGAACUCCUUCUAUUACAUGAUCAACUACAGGCUUGUAGGCACCCAGCAGUGGACCGUCUUGGACACUCACAGCAACAAGACCAGCUACAAACUAACUGCCCUGAGACCAGACACCACCUACCAAAUUAAGGUGCUCACAUUGUGCCUCAGCAAGCUGCACAAUACAAACGAAAUCAUCACAGUCAGGACGCCAGAGGGAUUGCCUGGACCUCCCAGGAACCUGCAGCUGUCUUGUGAUAACAGUAAGGACGGGACAGUGGAUCUUUCCUGGAGUCCUCCUGACAAAGGAAACGGCCUUGUUAGAGAGUAUAUUACUGAAUACGGCGAACAAACGGCGGUUGAGUGGACGUCACAGAGUAGUACCACCACCAACACGGAGGUGAAGGAGCUGCAGCCAGACACUCAGUACAAGUUCCGGGUGGCAGCUGUGACCAGUCGAGGUAUGGGGAACUGGAGUGAGGUUAAAUCCAUUACUCCUUUGAAAGCUUUGCCGCCUCCGUCUGUAAUCACUGACAGCAUCACCGUAGCGUCCAUGAGCCUUUCAUUUAGCCUCAAUUCCCAGUAUGAAGUGAAGCAGUACAUCGUAAUCUUGUCCUGGCAGUUUGACACUCACAUGAGGGAGAGCAAGAACUACACAGUCAAGGAGAAGAUCCUCAGAGUUACGAACCUGACUGCAGGGACAAUGUAUGAGGUGGCUGUGUGGGCUCACACCAAUGUCGGUGACAGCCCCACCGCCUUGUCUCAUCACCAGACUGCUGGUGUCCAGCCAGAUAAGCCUCUCCUCAAAGUCUGGGCCCUCAACCACAUUUCUGUUGGCUGCAGCUGGACCCUCACCAGUGGCUCAUCCUCACAGGUGUUUGGUGUGUUUUAUGCUACGUCCUUCCUCGAUUUAUACCACAGUCCUAGUCUGGUCCACACCGCUUCCACUAACCUGACAAUCACUGUGGACAGUGAUGAGCAGUAUUUAUUUUUGGUGCGGACUAUCUCCCCCUUCUUGGGUCCGCCAUCAGAGCACGUUGUGGUCAAAAUGAUUCCCAGUGAAAGGUUGCCACCACGGAAUCUCCACCGUGUGCUAGUAGACAAGACCGUGGCCACACUGAAGUGGCAACCACCUUAUGAUACACCAAAAGUGCCACUGACUUAUGCGAUUCAUGUGCGGGAUAUGGUCCGCAAGGUGGAGAGGGACUACAAGGUAACCACGCAGAACAACACAGUGGAGUACCAGCUGAAAGGCCUGGAGCCCGGAGGACACUACAGCAUCUCCGUCCGCCUGCGUAACAUGAGCAAGGAAGUCAGCUUCACUCUGAGCACAGUUCCUCUUCCAGCUCCUGAAGCCUUGAAGAUUUUGAAUGAGAAAGAUCACAUAUACCUGUUCUGGAAGAGUCUGGCUGUCCAAGAGAAGUAUUUUAAUGAAAGCAGGGGGUAUGAGGUGCAUGUGUACGACGGUGUGACCAACAAGACCACCUUCCUUGGAAACACAACAGAGACCUACUUCCGCAUCAGUAGCCUGCAGAAAGGACACAACUAUACGUUCUCAGUUCAGGCCUGCUGCUUGCUCAACGAUCAAUUAUGUGGCGAGCCUGCACUGCUGCUGUACAACCAGUUUAGAGCAGGAGCAAGUGAGGCCUCCCCGAGUGAAAGCCAUUCGGAGGAUAUGGCGGCAGUCGUAGUCCCAGUCCUUUUCCUGCUGCUGCUGGGAGUUUGUGGCGGCUUGGUGGCGCUCUACUUCAGACACCGCCGACUUCAGAACAAUUUUACAGCCUUUGCAAACUCGCACUACAACUCGCGCCUGGGCUCUGCCAUUUUCUCCUCUGGGGACGAACUAGUGGAUGAUGAUGAUGAAGAUGCUCCCAUGAUCAGCGGCUUCUCAGAUGAUGUUCCAAUGGUGGUGGCGUAGCGAGACGUCACCCCUGCGCCCUGUUGACAGGAAGCCAACCAGUUCGCAAGACAUAUGAAGAAACGUGUAAAGAGAGAUAGAUAUUUUUCAAAUAUACAAUGCACUUUUUCGGAUGCGCAAUAACUUAUUUUUUAUAUGGAAAUAAAAGAAUAUAUGUAUAGGGAGUGGAAAAAGAUGGGGUAGAUAUUGAGGCGUACUGUGAAGAAUUGAGUGUUGUUGAGCAUGUUGCAGAACGCCACACUCCAUUUUGCUUCAAACCAAAAUAAGCAUCCAGACACAAAAAGUACACAAAUGCAAAUGUUUGGCAUCAAGAAAAAAAACCAACGCAUUUUCUUACAAGUCACAUCUAAUUUUAUCCGGCCUAUAAUCAGCAACAGUCUUCUGCAUUCGUCUCCUGGUACGGCUGCUAAUCCAUUUUAUAAGGUCCAUUGUUUAUUACAAUACAUUUUUGCAAUUUUGUUGUGGAAGCGGAAUGUUGAUUUGCCAUCAAUGUAGUGGAGGUGUUGUUUGAAGUUCUCAGGGAAUUGCGGGUACCAGCACAACUAUUGUCAUUCUCAUGGGUUUAGACCAGUGGUUCUCAAACUUUUUUCACCAAGUACCCCCUCAGAAAAAAGUUGGCUCUCCAAGUACUACCAUAAUGACCACCAUUAAAAUACGGCAGUGUAGUAGGCCUAAGUAUUCAUUAAAACAAGGCAGAGUUCUUUUUUAUCAAGUAUCUUUAAUAUGUUUGGCCACUGUAACAUUACUUGAACAGUAACACUGUGUUUGAAUAUAGGAAAAUAAAACACUGUACUUUAAUCAAGUAAUUAUUUGGCGUACUACUAGAUGGAGCCCGCGUACCACUAGUGGUACAUGUACAGCAGUUUGAGAAUCAGUGGUUUAGACCACACUGUCCACCUCCUCUCGGCAUGGUACGCAACUUUAAAGGGGUACUGAAUCAGUGGAUGGGCUGACAUAAGCGAUAAGCGCGAGACAUACUGUAGAUUAUAGCUGCUGUCAGGAGUCGGGUUCAGAAUUUAGAUGGAGCUUUUACUCAGCAACCCCCCCAAAUGUGUCUACUGGUACUCAAUCAUGCAACGUUUCUACAUUUCAUUUGAUCUCCCCAGGCAAUACAUUAGAUUCAUAGUGGCCAUACAUUAUUAUGCGUAGAAAACAUGUACACAUUUUACUUUAAUUCAAAGGACAGUUAACACUUUAAAUUUUUGUAACCUGAUUGACAUUUAUAGCACAUAUAAAUAUGCAUUAUCUUAAACAAUUGGAGGACAGAUGGGGUACAUUGUGGUUGUCUACUGUAUGACCAUGCGUUUCAUGCAUCAUUCUCAUACUUGAAUGAUGCAUGCGAUUUAUUUUUCUCACUCCGCACAAACCGAUACAAACCCUCAAGUCCACACACCGUAAUCGAACAGGGUUGGGCCGUACUGCAAAUUUUGAUAUUGAUCUAGAACCAAGUAAAUGCACGACCAGUAUCGCCGAUUAAGCUGCCGAUACUGAAUUUUAAAAUUGUUCAAGGUCAUUGAAUUAUUAGUGAUUUUAUCAUCAAUAUAAUCAAUGCAAAAAAGGACAAAGACUUAAAGCAUUAGGUCUAUCAAAAAUAACUAAUGCAAAGAUUAAUCUAUCAUCAUUAUUAAUUGGAUUUAAAGAUUUAACGCAAUUAACCGAUGAUCAGUGCAGAAUGACUUAAAAUUCCUGAAACAGCAAAGUAGUGAUACUUUAUUUCUCUCUUUCUUGAGUCCUCAUGUCCAUGCAAAAGGAAACCUGAUUAAUAUGGAAUAAAAAAGAAUGAUAUUUAAUCAAAAUUAAUCAUUUGACAGCACCAUUUUUUAUUGGCAAUCUUAUUUUCAAACAAUUUAUCAAACAUAUACAUACACAUCAACACAAUACAAUUGUUUCCUUUUUUUACAUAGAAUUGUUUGAGUGAAUAAAAGCAAUAGCGUAAAAUAAGUAAACAAAAGCAAAAACUACUAUUGGCUCUUAUUCAGCUUUUUGCCCCGUGACUGCAAUAUACAGUUUAACAAUAUCAGCAAUGUAACAAUUUGAACUACACAACACCAAAAUAUUUGUGAAAGUAAACUGAAGAGAACUGUAUAUUUGGAUCACUUUGAAAUAUGCCCCCCAAAAAUAUAUUUUACAUGUUUCUACUACAUAUAUACACUGUAAAACAAUCCUAAGCAUUCGCAUUCCUGAAAUGCUUUCCAUGAAAUUGUGCAGAAAAAUUAUUUUUUAAUGUUUUUUGUUUUCUUUAGUGUUAAUUAUUCAUAAAUGCGAAUUUCCUCCCCACUGUUUAAAACAAAAAAAAAUAGGUUCAAUGAGGAAUACUUUUACAUGUACAGUGUACAAGCUCAUUGUGGUACGUUCCAUAAAUGUGUCACACAUGUUGGACUCCCGCUCCCCCGACCUGAACGCUUUCGUCACAUAACUGAAAGGAAAUGAGAUGCUUGAGCCAUCGGGUCUUCUGCCUGGUUUUAUUUGUUCGACGUCUUCAUGAAUGUAUUUUAUACUUGUAUUUUCUAAGGUAAUGGCUCAUUAUCGCAUCGGUGACACUGAUAUCCACUUUUUGUGCACAGUGUGUUGGUUGGCACAUCUUGUGUGUGUUGUUGUUGUGUGUCUGUACACAACUUGCCCCUUUGUAGACCCCACUGAACCCAACUGUAUCUACAAACAAAUGUCACGCUCUUUGCGGAACUUUCAUUUCCACACGCUAACUUUUUGUGUUGUCUUUGCCUUAACUUUGUUUCUUCUGGUUUUGUCAUUCGUACUGUAAUUGUUACCACACAAUGCCUUUUUGACAAACACGUAUGAUAGAACACAAAGCGGCAUGCAUGCAUACAGUACAAACACUUACUUGGGCAUCUGCUGAGUUUGGUCGAAUCACUGCUCCUUUCUGUCGCCCUCAGGGCAUUUUUUAAGCUUGUGUACAAAGUGUAAUUAUUCUUUAUUUGGCCAUCUGUGCCCCACUUGUUUCUAUGUCAAAGGGUUUGCUUUAAUAAAAUGAUGUUCGGCACGGAUUCUUGGCCCAUAUUGAUGUUUUGUUUGCUUGUCUCAGAAGUCGCAAGAAGAAGAAAAAACGUUUAACAAGUGUGAGGUGUUUUAAAAAUCACUUAUGCUGAAAUAAAGUUGAUUUAAA